Molecule: messenger RNA, 423 nt
Organism: Dentiscutata erythropus
Lineage: Eukaryota; Fungi; Glomeromycota; Glomeromycetes; Diversisporales; Gigasporaceae
Source: the annotation of a GenBank genome assembly
AUGUUAUCAUCUAUUGAAGAAUUAAAUGGGUUAAGGUCUACUGUUGGAAUUAAACCUGUUCAUAAUCCUUUUGAAAGAAUAAAAAAUUCUCUAUUCUUGGUUAACACUUUUUUUGGACUUGAGGUACCACACCCUCUGCCGCCUCUUGUUCAGGAAAUUGGUCCUGUAAUGCAAGAUAAAUAUCCAUUAAUCAUUCCAAAACUUUCUUCUUUCAUAUCUUCCCAUUCUCGAAUCUUAUACAUUUCAUUCAAUCCAAAUACUUUUAUUCGUCCUGAAACAAAUUUAAUCCUUCUUCAUUCUAUAAUAGAAUCAAUUCAAAAUGAUUUAAUUGAUGGUGUAAUCUGGAAUUUACCAUCUUUAUCAUUUAAUGAAGAUUCAAUUUCUUCUACAAAAAUAACUUUUUCUAAUGGAAAAACUUUUUCA